AGAGGAGUUAAAAAAAGCUCCGCUGUCCCUUUUUGAUCUGCGGCACCAGAACGGAAGCACUUCAUUGGUCCGCGAGGCCAGGCUCAGCGGUUACCAAACAGCAAGAUGGCACACCGACUCCUAGCACGCAGAAUCUGGACGCUCUCAGUGAAAGACGUCCGCUGCCUCCCGUCAUCCGCCGUCACCUCAUCUUCGUUUUCCACCUCCCUUCAUCCUGUCUCAAGCCGAGCGUCCUUCCUCGCCCCGUCUCGAACGCCUGCCGUUACCCACGCCGUCCGCCGGGCGGUCUCCUUCAACGUUCAGGACAACGAGGACUUCACGGAGAGGGUCAUCAACAGCGACCUGCCCGUGUUGGUCGACUUUCACGCACAGUGGUGUGGUCCCUGUAAGAUCCUCGGGCCGAGGUUGGAGAAGGCCGUUGCAAAACAGAAAGGCCGCGUCGCCAUGGCAAAAGUUGACAUCGACGAUCACACAGACUUGGCUAUUGAGUACGGGGUGUCUGCUGUUCCUACAGUCAUCGCCAUGAGGGGAGGAGACGUCGUCGACCGCUUUGUGGGGAUCAAAGAUGAUGAUCAGCUGGACUCAUUUGUCUGCAAAGUCAUUGGACAAUAAGCCGGCAGUCCCCCCACCUAGCUGUACACCAUCAUUAUGGUGCUGUUACCUAAGAUCAUGGCAUGUCAGGCAGGCAGUGCCGCAGUCCUACUUGGCCAACUCUUUAGCGCUCACACUCGUCUCUAGACAAUCUGCUUCGGCUGUGGAUUGUUGUUUCGGUCUUUUUCUCUUUUUUCUUG
Messenger RNA from Poecilia reticulata (guppy), 791 nucleotides. RefSeq names its product thioredoxin 2 (gene txn2). Gene Ontology annotation, molecular function: protein-disulfide reductase activity. Lineage: Eukaryota; Metazoa; Chordata; Actinopteri; Cyprinodontiformes; Poeciliidae. Gene Ontology annotation, cellular component: mitochondrion. Gene Ontology annotation, biological process: cell redox homeostasis. The record is from RefSeq and is a predicted model, not a curated record.